Molecule: messenger RNA, 1289 nt
Organism: Photinus pyralis (common eastern firefly)
Lineage: Eukaryota; Metazoa; Arthropoda; Insecta; Coleoptera; Lampyridae
Product: E3 ubiquitin-protein ligase RNF13-like
Exons: 3
Coding region: 116-1027 (303 amino acids)
Cellular component (GO): cytoplasm; nucleoplasm
Source: RefSeq, a predicted model, not a curated record
CGUCUAAUGCAAUGUCGCUUGUUUUCCAGGUUUACAGGGAAUAUUGGUCUAUGCAAAUCCACCAGAUGCGUGUAAUUCACUGCUUAGUCCUCCAGAUCUACCUGGUUAUAAGGGGAUGUUUGUAGUUUUAAUAGCACGUUCACCACAAAACUGUUCAUUUGAACAUAAAGUUCGAAUGGCGGAGAACGCCUCAUAUGAUGGGGUCAUUGUACAUAACGUAGGAUCGGACGAACUGGAACCGAUGUCCGCAAAAAAUAAAGUCGGAAUUACCAUACCGUCCGUUUUCGUCAGCGAGACCACGGGAAGAAUACUGCAGGAAAUGUAUUGCAGUCCAGAUUAUUUUGUAAUAAUCAACUCGGAGAUGCCGUUUAAUUUUAAUUCAACAUUGUUAAUUCCCUUCGCAAUCGUCGUGGGGGUUUGUUUUAUAGUUAUGGUUAUAUUUAUUGUUAUCAAAUUUAUAAAAGAUCGCAGAAGACAACGCAGGCAUAGGCUGCCGUCUUCUACCUUAAAUCAAAUACCCACAUGUAAAUUUGCCAAAGGGGACCCAUAUGAUACAUGCGCAAUUUGUCUGGAUGAUUAUGUGGAAGGAGAAAAAUUAAGAGUUCUACCUUGUGCGCACGCGUACCAUUGUAAAUGUAUUGAUCCUUGGUUAACGAAAAAUCGUAGAGUUUGUCCUGUUUGCAAACGGAAAGUGUUUGCUCAGCAUGAAUCUCAUCACUCCAACUCCGAUAGCGAUUCCGAUGCGGAUGACACUACACCGCUAAUGAACUCGAGUAAUCAAAUGUCGCACAGUGGUGGAACAUUUGAUUCUCUAUCGGAGAAUCCCUUUCAACGUGCUGCUCGAUCUGCAUCCCAGCAUGCGGACGGAGUGAACUUAGUAACGGCGUCUGGACAUCACAGUAUAAAUGGCGAGGUUGAAGCUAGUGACGAUUCAGAUUCAUCUACUUCUUCCGAUUCAUCACACCAUUCAACCGCUGCACUAAUUACUCUCCUAAGGGACGUUGAAGAACAAUUGCAAGGGGAUUAAGUGCAGAAAUUUGUCAUCAGUUUCAUUCUUACCUGGUCAAUUUGAUUGAAAUUUGUAUGUUUUCUGUUAACGUUUGGAACUUUAAUACGGUGCUAUUAUUUAGUGAUAUGACUUUAGUUCUUAUGAUUAUCUCUUUACAUUUAGCUGUAGGUUUCCAAUUAUUUGGCUGCUUUUUUUAAUGAAGUAUUUGACUGUAAUUCUUUAUUCUGUAUUUAAAUGUAUGUAUAUUGAGGACUUGAAUAUAUGUAGAAAUUAAGUGUAA